CAUGAGUACACCUAACAAACUUCGUAUAUUAUGUCUUCAUGGAAUGGUUCAGAAUGGCCCAGUGUUUCGCAAGAAAACGGCCGUGAUUCGUAAAAAGCUCGACAAGAUUGCUGAAUUAAUAUAUGUUACCGCGCCUCAUUUAAUUGUUGAUCCGCGCUAUACAUCCGAUGCACAUAGAGAAGCUGCUGCCGAUGAGCAUGCACCUGAAGAGUCUAAACCGUUUGGAUGGUGGCACCCAACUCCAAGUGGUGCAACGCCUGAAGGCUACUAUCAAGGAUUUCGGGAAUCAGUUGAUUAUUUAAAAAAUAUACUUAUUGAGCAGGGACCUUUCGACGGUGUUUUUGGUUUCUCGCAAGGCGCUGGUCUUGCUGCUGUCAUGUCUGAGCUACUUGAGAACCGUGGUGUGAUGCCUAGUCUGGUUUCUAAAGACUUUGGUCACCCUGCCUUCAAAUUUGCUAUAAUAUGUGCUGGAUUUAAGCUAAUUUCUCAAGAGGCCACCCAGUCCUUAUUCUCUGUUCCAAUUAAUACGCCAAGCAUGCAUAUUUAUGGAGAACAAGAUACACUUAUAGUCCCAGAAAAGGCUAUUGCUUUGUCAGAGUUAUUUGUUAAUCCAGUUAUACUUACGCAUCCGGGAGGUCACGUUGUUCCUUCAAAUGCUGCGUGCCGCAAUGAGAUUACAGCUUUUGUGACCAAAUUUGCUACUACUUCUUAGAAAAUUUAUAUAUAUAUAUAUCAAUACACACACACAUAUAUAUAUACUUGUGUUUUUAGAUGUAUCCGCUUGUAUAUGUGUAUGAGUAUGUGUAUGUGUAUGUGUAUGUAUGUGUAUAUAAUAUACUCUUUUUCAGUGU
Messenger RNA from Phycomyces blakesleeanus NRRL 1555(-), 851 nucleotides. RefSeq lists its product as hypothetical. Gene Ontology annotation, cellular component: nucleus; cytoplasm. NCBI's taxonomy places the organism in Eukaryota, Fungi, Mucoromycota, Mucoromycetes, Mucorales, Phycomycetaceae. The transcript is spliced from 6 exons. The annotation marks the transcript as partial. The record is from RefSeq and is a predicted model, not a curated record.